AUGGCUAGGAAAAGAAAGGCUAGUGAAGUUGCUUCUGAAGCUGACCAAGAAAUGACUUGGGAUGAAAUAGUGAAGGCAGCUGCGGUGGAAGCCACCGCAUCGGGAGGAGCAAGUAGAAGAAGGAAGGGAUUUUUGGGGGUCAGGCAAAGACCGUCAGGCAGAUGGGUUGCUGAGAUUAAAGAUACCAUACAGAAGGUAAGGGUAUGGUUAGGCACUUACAAUACUGCAGAGGAAGCCGCCAUGGCAUAUGACGAAGCUGCUUGCUUGCUACGUGGUCCCAAUACGAAGACAAACUUCUCCUCAUGUUCUAAUCCAAAUCCAGCUCUUUCUUCAAAGAUAACCAAUCUUGUUCUGCAGAGACUUAAUUCAAACACUUCAUGUGCUCUUUUACCCGUUUCCGAACCCAUCAAUCAGCAAUCAGUGAACAAGUACAAAAAAGAAACAUCAGAUUUCUUUGAAGCCCAGUUUCCCGAUUCUCCCAAUGAUCAUUCUUCCAUCCCCAAUGAUGACACCAAAAGCACUACCGAUAACGAAGAAGGGGAAGAAAUGGAGGCAAUUGAUUUUAAUUUCGUUGAUAACAUGGAAUCAUCGUGCUAUUGCUCACCUUUUCAGAUUGCAGAAGUGAUUGAAACAUUGAUGGAGGAAGAGAGUUUCGGGGAUGAACCUUUGAUGAUUAGUGGCGCGAUGAAGAGAAUGGCAUAUGAACGCAAAUUCUCUGCUUCUCUCUAUGCUUUCAAUGGGAUAGCGGAGCUGUUGAGGCUAAAGUGUGGCCCAAAAAAUGCGAGGAUAUCGGAAGAGUUGGCAGAACUCGGAAAUGCAUGUAAGAAGAAGAAAGGUAAUGAAGAUGAUGCAGAAAUGGUGGGGGGAAAGCCGGAAGAAAGCCCACAAUCUUCAUUUGAUUUGAGUGAUAGUGAAUCUCUUUGGAGCUCCCUUGAUCUUCCACCCAUCUCCACUGUUAACCCAUAUUCAAGCUUCGUCCCGUAA
Molecule: messenger RNA, 984 nt
Organism: Hibiscus syriacus
Lineage: Eukaryota; Viridiplantae; Streptophyta; Magnoliopsida; Malvales; Malvaceae
Product: ethylene-responsive transcription factor ERN1-like
Exons: 1
Coding region: 1-984 (327 amino acids)
Biological process (GO): regulation of DNA-templated transcription
Molecular function (GO): DNA binding; DNA-binding transcription factor activity
Source: RefSeq, a predicted model, not a curated record